UUUGUUCCAGGAUCACACGUACUGUGUCUUCUUUCAAAAUACAGCAUGCAGAUCAGCUGCUACAGACCUUGCACAUGAGCUUGUGGAAGAUCUCUUGUAACAAAAGAGUUUUUAGGCGCUUUAUUUGCAAGGCAAAGUCACGGGAAGACAGGUAAGAUGUGCUUGUGCUGUAGCUGCAGAUAGGUUUGAGCAUCCGUGGGCUGUUCUGCUUCUGCCUGUUUUGAGAAUCAUAAGAAGGAUGCAUGAUAGUAGCAGUAUGAUGCAAAGUUUCAGCUAAUGUGUUGUGCCUUAAAGGAAAAUUCUGACAUUACAAAGGCAAAUACCUCACAGCUUCCCAGGGAGCUGAAGAGGAUCAGGGUACAUACAGGAGCGUGAUCUUCCAGUUCUUCCGCAUGAUGCUUGUUGGCUUCAGUGAAAUGUAGCACCUCAGACACGAAAAGUGUGGGGUUUUGGGGUUGGGGAGUUUGAAGGUUGGCUUUUUUGUGGGUUUUUUAAAUUAUUAUUUUUUUCACUAUAAGGAACUCGAGCCUUUUGACUCGUUCCAUCAGCCACAGGAGCUGCCAGUGGUUAAUAGUUCUCCUAGUUAGAGCUGGCCAAGCAAGAAAGGUUUUUAAGGACGUUAUGUGCUUCUAAACACGGCCAGUUGUAACAAGCCUUAAUAUUUAAUAUAUCUGUAGAGGCCUCUUGCCCUCCUAAGAUGUUCUUUGGCAUUGUUGUGAAAUCUAGGUGAAAUAUUGCAUUCUGUUUAUUUAAAGGUAUUGUUUUUACUUCAGUGAACUGCUAACUCUUCUGAUACAGCUCAUGAUCGAUAUAUGUAAUUGAGGUCAAAGGCACCUCGAUUCCCCAGGUGCUCUUUGUACCUUUUUAGGAAAAGAGAACCCCUUCUUAGCAAGACACGGCGUAACUUCCAUGACUGUUUUGUCUGCCCAGCUUGUGGAAUGGCUUUUGACAUUGUGCUCUAAAAAGGAAAUCGGAGAGGGAAAUCACUUUAAAUCACCAACCGAUGUAUUUUUGAAGUUGAAAAAUCUGAGAUGCAUUAGAAUUCAGAGACCUCCCUUUGCUUAAGGUAUGGUGUGAAUAUGCGUUGCUUGGCAGCUCGGGUCAACUACAAGACUCUGAUCAUCAUCUGCGCCCUCUUCACCCUGGUGACGGUGCUGCUCUGGAACCGAUGCUCCUCCGACAGAGCCGGCCCGUUCCCCCGCAGCCUCGCCGGCCCCGAGCACCGAGCUGCCGCCGCCUCCGAGAGCGACCUGGCCCGGCAGCAGAGCGAGGAGGCAUCGCCCCAGGAGCAGCAGAAGGCUCCCCCCGUCGCGGGAGGCUUCAACGGCAACAAAGCCCCGGGGCUGAAGUACGAGGAGAUUGACUGUCUGAUCAAUGACGAGCACACCAUUAAAGGGAGGAGGGAAGGCAACGAGGUCUUCCUGCCGUUCAGCUGGGUAGAGAAAUACUUUGAGGUUUAUGGGAAAAUUGCUCAGUACGAUGGUUAUGACAGGUUUGAAUUCUCUCAUAGCUACUCCAAAGUAUACACACAGCGAGCACCUUACCACCCCGACGGGGUCUUCAUGUCCUUCGAGGGCUACAACGUAGAGGUUCGAGACAGAGUGAAGUGCAUAAGUGGUGUUGAAGGUGUGCCGUUGUCCACGCAGUGGGGACCUCAAGGCUAUUUCUACCCCAUCCAGAUUGCACAGUACGGGUUAAGUCACUACAGUAAAAACCUGACGGAGAAACCGCCUCACGUCGAGGUGUACGAAACGGCCGAAGAGAAGGACAAAGCCGGCAGGUCCGUGGACUGGACGGUGCCGAAAGGCUGUUCUCUGUCCACAGUAUCUGAUAAAGCCAAGUUCACGAGCGUCAAGCAGUUUGUCGCUCCAGAAAAUACCGAGGGGGUGUCUCUGCAGCUUGGGAACACGCGAGAUUUUAUUAUUUCUUUUGAUCUCAAAUUCGUAACGAACGGGAGCGUUUCUGUGGUUCUCGAGACGACAGAGAAGAACCAGCUCUUCACCGUGCACUAUGUCUCCAACACCCAGCUCAUCGCUUUUAAGGACCGAGACAUCUACUACGGCAUCGGUCCCAGGACUAGCUGGAGCACCCUCACCAGGGACCUGGUGACCGACCUGCGGAAGGGCGUCGGCCUCUCGAACACGAAAGCCGUGAAGCAGACCAAAAUCAUGCCCAAGAGAGUGGUGAGGCUGGUAGCGAAGGGUAGAGGCUUCCUCGAUAACGUCACCAUCUCGGCCACCGCUCACAUGGCGGCUUUUUUCGCUGCCAGCAACUGGCUGGUGAGGAACCAGGACGAGAGGGGCGGCUGGCCCAUCAUGGUGACGAGGAAGCUGGGGGAAGGAUUUAAGUCCUUGGACCCGGGCUGGUACUCGGCCAUGGCGCAAGGACAGGCCAUCUCGACGCUGGUGCGGGCGUACCUGCUGACGAAGGACCAGGCAUUCCUCAGCUCGGCUCUGCGGGCGACGGCGCCGUACAAGCUGCCGUCGGAGCAGCGCGGGGUGAAAGCCGUCUUCAUGAACCGGCACGACUGGUACGAGGAGUACCCAACCUCGCCCAGCUCCUUCGUGCUCAACGGCUUCAUGUACUCCUUAAUCGGGCUGUAUGACUUAAAAGAAACGGCUGGGGAGAAGCUGGGGAAGGAGGCGCGGGUCCUCUACGAGCGGGGCAUGGAGUCCCUGAAGGCCAUGCUUCCCCUCUACGACACCGGCUCAGGGACCAUCUACGACCUUCGGCACUUCAUGCUCGGCACCGCUCCCAACCUGGCCCGAUGGGACUAUCACACCACCCACAUCAACCAGCUCCAGCUCCUCAGCACGAUAGAUGAGUCCCCCAUCUUCAAAGAGUUCGUCAAGAGGUGGAAGAGCUACCUGCGAGGCGGCCGGGCAAAGCACAACUAGAGCUUACAACCAAACCCCUCGGUCCUGCUGCCUCGCAGAGGUACGGUUUCAAAGGUUGCAUCCGAAAUUUUUCUUUAUGGACCGUUUCAAAGAAGUGAUCCUUAAAACUGAUCUCCUGAAAUCAUUGCAUUCCAGUGUGAAAAUAUUUGGGUCUGGUGGGUAGGAUUCGGGAACGUCACCUGUCCUUAGUGCUCCGCAGCGAAACUAUCUGUACAAAGCGAAAACCCCUUUGUGCUCCUGAGUUUGGGGACGUUUUGGGGUGUUUUUUUUUUUUCCUUUUUGUAGGAAAAUAUUUGCAGAAGCCAUACAGGUCUCUAAAGUCCAGCACUUGCCUGAAAAGUUAGUCUGUGGCCUCUUUUAAAAUGGAGUUAUAUGUGUAUAUGUUGGAACAGCGUAACAGAUCAUGUGGUGUAACGCCGUAAAUGUGUAUUUCCUUGUAGCCUGGGUAGUGGACAGUGUGUCUUUUUAAAGGUUUUUUGGUUUUUUUUUUUUAUAUACGGAUUCUUUUCUUGGGGUGAAAAAUACACAAUUUCUUUUCUUUUUUCCCCGGUUCUCUGUAUGGAGAUCCUUUAGCUGUAUGGUUUCUUUACAGACGUGCGGAUGGAAAACACGCAGACAGAGCGCGGGCUCCGAAGUCACGUCACAUAAGCACAACUCGGUGGGGCUCGCGGAGCUCACAAAGCCUGCAACCGUGCCACCCCCCUUCUAGAAAGCCAAACCUGCCGUCGCCCGUCAGGUUUGCCGGUGCCGCCUCCUCCCUGGAGGCUGGAAUCUCUUGUCGUGGAGCCUGAUGUUUUGCACUGUGUUUUUUAAUCACAUCUGAGAUGUUUCUCUAAGCUUUGGCAACUUCGCUCUUUGGGAGACUUGUCUUGAAUCCCUGAGCGUGACGUGGAGCUCAUUUUGAGGGGCGCACAGGAAAUUCAAUUGGAAUUAAUUAAGGUUUUCCUGUGGUGAUUUUCAUUUUUAACCUGCUUGAGUAUAUCAGGCAUUUUAAAAAUUAAAAUAAACCCAGAGGGCUUUCCAGCUCCUCCUGCGCUUUAAUACCAGGUGGCACCUCUGCCUACUGUCUUACUCGUCGUGUAAGGCGCUGUUACAUCUCAGCAGUGGCUUCUCGGGUGUGCUUUGUCCUCGUGGCUCUGCCAGGCGAGCAAGGGUACUCGUGCAAUAACCGCCCGCCCGCGUCCGAACCCAAACGCUUUCACUGUACUGUUGUAAUGCAGAAGAAACCAGGCGGUUUCUUUUCCCUGUGUAUCGACCCUUUACACCCACCGUUAUCUGCCUUCUCGGCGUGUAGCAUCCUGGUUGAUCCAGAAGAGUGUAACCCAUCGGUUGCAUCAUUAGAUCAGGGGUGUUUAGUUCGGUAGCGUAGCACAUACCGGGUUCUCAGCCCUGUUGAGGCACGCCGGUGUCUGCCGUAAGGGUCCCAGACUCGAAAGCUCCCGACAUACGCCGGCGUGGGAAGGACGCGUAUUAGCUCUGGGGUUUUUCCACUGAUCCCAUAACAUGUUGUACAUGUUGGUGGGGGUUGAGCUUAAAGAUGUUCAUACUGAGGAUAGAGUUCAUUCAAAUCACAAAAAGGCUGGGCACAAGGACAAUAUGUGUCUUUAUUUUUUUUUUUCCUUUAUUUUUUGACGCUUUUUCUAUUUCUUGCAGAUAUUUGAAAGAACUGUCUAAUUACUUGAUCUUUGCGAACACAUACUACGAUCAUAUCAAUUAAUGAGAAGUGGAUGUCACAGGAGAAAUUUCAAUACCAAAGGUAGCAGAGGUGAAUUUUUUUUUUUACGUACCCGUGUACACACACACGCGCGCGCACACGCGAAACCCAGACAGAUGUGCUUCCUUUACGAACAGCUGGUCCUUCCUGCAGACACAGAAACAUCUUUCUCCUGCGUGUUUCCUCCAUCUUUUGCCCAUUUGGGAUUUGGAGAAUCUAGAGAGACUCUUUGGGUACUGCUCGGGAGGUGGUAUCGGUGCCUUACGGAGGCCACAAUUUCCUCUUUUCUUCUUUUUUAAUUAAUGCCAGUUGAAAAAAAUCGCAGCGUCGCCGAUCUUUCGGUGCUGCGCGAGAGUCGGCGGCCGCGGUGGCAUAGGCGAGCUCGCGAGCGUAGGCUGGCCGCGCCAACGCCGUCGGUCCUGGUCAGGCCACCUUGUCCUUACCAUCGCCGUCGCGUUUUCGUUGGCCUUAGCCCACGCGUAAACCGAACCAACCACCAUCGGAGGCCGUAGAAGCGAGGAGAGGUAGCGCGGGGGCUUCUCCUGGUAUUUUUUUCAAUUGAGGUGUGCAGCGGAAGAGGAUUAGCAGAUAUUGGUGCCCGUAGCUUCAUCAAACUCCCUUAAGCUGGGUUUUGUUCGCUUGGUUUCAGUCUUCAAACUGACAAAAGGUCUUGGUCGCUAAGAUCUGUUUAACCUUUCCACGAGGCUUCCUGUACAUAGACUUCAUCGGAAACAUGGUGCGCGUGGGUAUAUGCAAACCGGCGACACAAGCACAACCGUACAAGUGUGGCAGUGCUGUUUUUCUCGGCCAUUGUGCAAGACAUUCGCUGAAAGCUGCUAUUUUCAUUCACCUUGUAGUUGUACUUUUAUUUUUUUCUACCUUUUUUUCUUUUUUUUUUUUUUACAUGUGGGAUAUACACCAUGUGUUAAAUAUGCAAUAAAUUGUUUACAGGAUGCUCUUGUGAAGGGUAGUCCUUUGUAAAGCUGUACAGACUUUGCAGUUUAAGCACAAUGUGCACAUGUUAGUUUUAUAUACAGCGAGACGUGACUUUUUGCAGAGGGAAAGGUUCUACUAUGUUUAUAUACAAAAGUAAAUGGAUCAACGUUUGUGCUUAAUGUAAAGCUGCUUUAUAAGACUGUAAAAUAAAUUUUUUUAUCUUAAGACAAA
Molecule: messenger RNA, 5778 nt
Organism: Phalacrocorax carbo (great cormorant)
Lineage: Eukaryota; Metazoa; Chordata; Aves; Suliformes; Phalacrocoracidae
Source: RefSeq, a predicted model, not a curated record